This is a messenger RNA of Owenia fusiformis, 335 nucleotides long. Lineage: Eukaryota; Metazoa; Annelida; Polychaeta; Sabellida; Oweniidae. The record is from the annotation of a GenBank genome assembly.
GUCGCUCAGACAUAUGGUUGGGUUACUUGGGGUGAAGGUCUGGAAGGAAAGACAUUCUCAAUACAGGAGGAUGACAUUAACAAUGCCUUAAUAGAAGUACCAUCUAUAAAGCAGUUAACUUGUUCAACACUGCGCCUUGAUGAAGCCGUUCUAGUUCAGCGGCGCUGGCAGCAUAUCCAUACAGAUGACCCGAACGUCACAACAGGAAUAGAGUUCUGCAUUAAAAACUUUCCAAAUAUAUGUCUAAGGAAUGAUAAAGAUGAAGUUAUUGCGCAUAUGUUGACUGCAUUCAAUGGUGAGAUGCUGAUGUUAAAUGUGACUGAAUCCCAUAGACG